GUUGAAAGGUUCUUCUUCUUCACCAAGCACUAGUGCACUACUCAAGUGCAUAAAUAUAUAUAUAUAGCAGUUAAAUCUUUGAUCUCUCCUUCUACUCGAUCUCUUCUGUUUUACUCACUAUGGCUCUUAAACUGGCACUGUUUCUGCUAGCAUGUUUUCUCCUUGCGAGCACCAGAGUCUCAUCAGACUCAGAAGAAGCAUUUACAGAGGCUGCUAUGGCGCCCUAUGUCCCAGCAACUCCUCCGGCCCUGGCUCCUGCACCUCACAAAAUUAUUGAUACUAAAGAAUGCGUCGGAGCGUGCAAGGAGAGGUGCAGCCUGCACUCGCGGAAGAAUGUGUGCAGCCGGGCGUGCCUCACUUGCUGCAGCGUGUGCAAGUGCGUCCCCGCAGGCACCGCCGGCAACAAGGAGACCUGCGGCAAGUGCUACACUGAUUGGCAGACCCACGGCAACAGGACCAAAUGCCCUUAAUAUUACCGACUACAGCAAAAAAAGACGGUGUUAUUAAUAGAGCUAAAUUUAUUAUUUAAAAAAAAAUUAUUGAAUCGGAUUAUGAUAACUAAAAAUAGCUCUGUUAAUAAUAUCAUCGCAAAGUAAUUUUGUCUCGACUUUGUCGCCUUGUUAAUUUUGUUAUCAUGGAUUUAAGCUACAAGUCGUGUACUACUGAAAUGUAAGAUGGAGGAGGAUGAGAAAUAAAUACCUUGUGUCGGAGUUUUAUACGUCGAGUUAA
Messenger RNA from Ananas comosus (pineapple), 729 nucleotides. Its product is annotated as snakin-2-like. Lineage: Eukaryota; Viridiplantae; Streptophyta; Magnoliopsida; Poales; Bromeliaceae. Bases 120 to 470 code for a protein of 116 amino acids. The transcript has 3 exons. The record is from RefSeq and is a predicted model, not a curated record.